UGCCUGAUGAUCCCAAUAAUUUAGGUAACGAUGCUCCCCUCUGGUCAACCUCUGGUAUAUUCUAUUGCGAAUUGUCUGGGACUCGUUAUUGUUUCCCUGUUCACUACUCAAAUAUAUUUUGCUUAUUAAAUAUAUUAGCAUAACUAGGCUAAUCAGAGCCAUGGACCCAUUGUAAAAUUAGAGGCUUUUUAUUGUAUUAAAACUUGUCCCAGUCCAACGUGCUAACUCUGCCCACUGGGGCGUGACUUAUGGAGCGCUCUUUAAAAUACGCGCUCGUAUCAAUUUAUUCCAACAGAUCGCGUUAUCUCAUCACACAUGCACCCAUUUGGACCCAACAGGUGUGCUGCAUGGCAACUGGUAGAGGCUGUUCAAAAACGACUCGGUGGAGAAUCUGGCCACCUACAGCAAGCAGUUUGGAGAUCACGGAGGCGUCUCUCGACUCGUCGUCUAUUACCAUGAAGAACGUAACAUGGGCAGACGAAGCCUGCUGUAUUUGUUCCCUCAAUGUUUACCCGAGUGGAUCAAGACACAAGCAGACGUGUCUUACCGUUCAAGGUCUACCUGAGGUCAUUGAUGGUGACAGGAUCAGUGGGCUCUCUCAUCUGGUGAGAACACAGCAGGUUGUCACAGCAACCCUGGGAGAAGAUGCAGUCUUAACCUGUGAGCUCAUGAAACCCAAAGACGUGCGGCAAGUCACCUGGGAAAAAAUGACAACAGAGAUGAAUGAAAAUGUAGCCAUCUACAGCAAACGCGGUCCCGAUGUCAACGUACGUUUUAAGAGGAAAGUGGAGUUUGAAGAUGAGGGACUGCAGAACUGCUCUAUCAUCAUCAGAGGAGUGUCAAGAGGAGACGAGUCCUGCUACAGGUGUCUGUUUAACGCCUAUCCAGAUGGAGCUAUCAGCGGAAGGACCUGCCUCCAAGUUAAUGAGCUGUAUAGACCCUCACUCGUCAUCACACAAACCAACAACAGUCACACCACUCUGUCCUGUUCUGCUACUGGACGACCUGCUCCUAUAGUAACCUGGGACGAAACAGAAAUUCUAGAAAAUUCUACAAUGGUCAAUGUCACCCAUCUCAAUGGAACUGUCACUGUCACCAUAACUUCUAUGCUAGCAGCAUUCAGUCUACCUGACAAAGACACCAGGGUUGGCUGUGUGGUGUCACUGUUCUCUGGAGGUGUCACCAAGAACGUAUCCAUGGUUAUUCCAGCUAGAACUCAAGCUUCAUUUGCUGGUGAGAAAUGGUUCAGUACAUGCCUACAGUAACAAUCAGCAUGCUGGUGUCAUUCUGAAAUACUGUCUCUGUGUGUUCUGUGCUAGAUGUACCUGAGGUCACUGAUGGUGACAGGAUCAGUGGUAAGUCAUUAAUAUAAUGACCACAACUAAUCUCUGACACGCUUAUCUGUGAAUUGUACGAUUCUCAUCUUGUCAUCUUUCACAUUUAAACCAACAGGGAUUGGUGGAGUGAUGGGUUCACUGUGUUUCAUUGCUGUGUGCUGUGGAGCUGCUGUGGCACUGUGCUGCAAACAGAGAAAUACAACGAGAAGGUAAGUUUUACUGUUCAGAUGACAAAGAGAAAAUACUGUAUUCAUUUGACAUUCUUUUUGUAAAUUUGACAAUCAAUCUUUAGCCCAAAUCCCACAGCCAAUGAGAGAGAACAGGAAGAACCAUCAACACUCAACCCUCAACAUGAUGAUCCUGAAAUAUUUUUAUGAUUUCAUGUAAACAGUGUUUGUACUUACUGUAGGUAAGAAAUAGAUUAGAGAACCUUUCAAUUGUUUUUCAGCAUCAAAUGUCCUCCCUGGAGAAUAUGUAACUGUAAAUACCCACAAAGCAGUUAUAUCACUACACUAUUACAACAGAUGAUUUGACUCUUAUCAGUAUCAUUGAUGUUAAUGUCUUUCAGGACCACAACAAUCUCCAGUACAUUCUAAAUGUAUUAGGACAACCUUAUUGGAUCAUCCUGGUAGAGUGGUAGUCAUGGUGACUGCAUACAUGCAUUUGUUGCAAUGCUGCAUUGUUGUUCCAGUAUGUUAUUUGUAUUUUUUAGGGAUCCCCAUUAGCUGCUACUGUUCCUGGGGUCCAAACAUAUUGAAGCACAUACAUUACAUAUAAAACUAAAGAUAAAACACUACAUCAUAUAACAUUAUUACACUACUACAUCUCUACAAUACAACAUGUUCAAUACCACCAUACAGCAACAUACCACCAUCCCAGUUGUUCCAUAAGGUGUAUUUUAACCUGCUUUUAAAACAUCUGAUUCUACUGCUUGUAUCAAUUACCAGAGGUGGAAUAGGGUUCCAUGUAGUCAUGGCUCUAUGUAGUACUGUGCACCUCCCAUAGUCUGUUUUGGACUCGGGGACUAAAAAGAGACCUCUGGUGGCAUGUCUUGUGGGGUAUGCAUGGGUGUCCGAGCUGUGUGCAAGUAUUUUAAACAGACAGCUUGGUACAUUCAGCUUGUCAACACUUCUUACAAAAACAAGUAGUGAUGAAGUCAAUCUCUCCUCCACUUUGAACCAUGAGAGAUUUACAUGCAUGCCAUUAAUGUUAGCUCUCUGUGUAUUUUUAAGGGCCAGCCGUGCUGCCCUGUUCUGAGCCAACUACAAUUGUGGCACCUGACCACACUACUGAACAGUAGUCAAGGUGCGACAAAACUAGGGCCUGUAGGACCUGCCUUGUUGAUAGUGUUGUUAAGAAGGUAGAGCUGUGCUUUAUUAUGGACAGACUUCUCCUGAUCUUAGCUACUGUUGUAUCAAUAUGUUUUGACCAUGACAGUUUACAAUCCAGGGUUACUCCUAGCAGUUUAGUCACCUCAACUUGCUCCAUUUAAACAUCAUUCAUUACAAGAUUUAAUUGAGGUUUAGGGAUUAGUGAAUGAUUUGUCCCAAAUACAAUGCUUUUAGUUUUAGAAACAUUUAGGACUAACUUAUUCCUUGCCACCCAUUCUGAAUCUAACUGCAGCUCUUUGUUAAGUGUUGCGGUCAUUUCAGUUGCUGUAGUCACUGAUGUGUAGUGUUGAGUCAUUGGCAUUGGCUUUACUCAAACAGCUACCCCGGGGAAUUCCUGAUUCUACCUGGAUUAUGUUUGAGAGGCUUCCAUUAAAGAACACCCUCUGUGUUCUGUUAGACAGUAACUCUUUAUCCACAUUAUAGCAGGGGGUGUAAAGCCAUAAUACAUAUGUUUUUCCAGCAGAAGACUAUGACCGAUAAUGUCAAAAUCUGCACUGAAGUCUAACAAAACAUUCCCCACAAUCAUUUUAUCAUCCAUUUCCCUCAGCCAAUCAUCAUUCAUUUGUGUCAGUGCUGUGCUUGUUGAGUGUCCUUCCCUAUAAGCGUGCUGAAAUCUGUUGUCAAUUUGUUUUUGUUUCAUACUGUAGUUUUAUUUAGUCAUGAUUUCUUAAUUUGCAAUAUGUUUGCCAAUCAGUUUGGCUGCCAGACUUAUUAGCCAUACCUUUUGCCUCAUCCCUCUUAACCAUACCAUUUUUCAUUUCCUCAGCAAUCCACAGGGAUUUAACAGUUUUUACAGUCAUUUUCUUAAUGGGUGCAUGCUAAUAGGUAACUGGAAUAAGCCAUUUCAUAAAUGUGUCAAGUGCAGUGUCUGGUUGCUCCUCAUUACACAUCAAAGACCAGCAAAUAUUAUUUACCUCAUCAACAUAUGACUCACUACAAACUUCUUGUAUGACCUCUUAUACACUAUAUUAGGCUCAGCCGUUGGAACUAUUCUAAAAUGGAUUAAGUAAAAGUGUAAUGAUCACUUUAAUGGUACUGUAUUUCAAACACUCAAACACUGGUCAGUUAUGUUUGUUUUAGACCAUAGCUGUCAACACUUGGCCGUUUUUACUUUGUUAUCUUAUAAACAUUUUAGAAGGUUAUGAGAACUGAGUGACUACUAUACUGUCUCACACACACAUCUGUGUGGUUCAGAGACCGUUUCUAUCCAUAGGCAUUGUGGGUACUGAAUAGUGGACUGAAUGGCUGACACACAUAGGCCUGCUGUUUAUUUUAUACUUAAAUACAGUCUGUAUGUAAAUAUGUUUUGUAGUUGGUUAAUGAUGAAACAUGAUAAAUCCACACUAGACUUGUGUGGUUUUUAUAUUUCACUUUAUUUUAUAAAUCAAAUGUUUAUAGAUCAAAUGUUAGGUACUUUCAUGGUGUGUGUGGGUGGUUUUCUUAAUUCUUCACUUUUUUUAAUCAAAUGCUGUAAGAUACACAAUGUUGUAAGGUACGUUGU
Salvelinus fontinalis (brook trout) is the source of this 4229-nucleotide messenger RNA. Its product is annotated as OX-2 membrane glycoprotein-like. The transcript is spliced from 4 exons. The record is from RefSeq and is a predicted model, not a curated record. Gene Ontology annotation, molecular function: cell-cell adhesion mediator activity. The coding region runs from base 249 to 1265 and encodes 338 amino acids. Lineage: Eukaryota; Metazoa; Chordata; Actinopteri; Salmoniformes; Salmonidae.